AUGGGUGAACCGCGGCGGCACUCUUAUACGGCGUCGUCUGAAGCUGAAAAUACGUGCCAGACUUGCAUUGUUAACGUUCGAGAAUUGGUGCAAGCUCGACGGAAGAUUGACGAACUCACUAGGGCCGCUGGUAGGAGCGUCGCUGAGUUGGAGUCUGCUCGGAGUGCUAACGAGCAGUUGAGCGACGAACUGGAUGAGAUGAAGCAGAUCGCGGAGCAGUUAGCCUGGUUAAUGCAGGACGUAUUGUCUGUGCUGGAAGAUGGCUUCAAGCGGAAGGAUAAUUCCACAGCACUCGGGUCUGCACUAUUGUCUUCCCUAGCACCCGUUAAGGGGUUUGGAACCGCUUUGAAGGCGCACUAUGAGCAGUUCGAGAAAGCAGUCGGUGGUGCUGGUGCUGAUACACCAAAAUCUCCUAAGGAGCGUGUCUCUGGGGAUUCGGGCGCUCUCGCGGUUGAGGCCCCUCGGAAGAACCCAGAAUUCUCCACUUUGGUGGGGUCCGUGCUCGGAGGUUCCCAGGAUCACUCAUACCACUCUUCUGUGAGUUCUCAAAGUGAGGACUACCAGCCCUCUACUACGGCUGAGUCGAGGCUUCCCAUAAUACCUAGCCCUACGGGUAUCAUUGCUGCAAUUGGCGUCCCCUCUAACGAGGAGGGACGAGUCAGCAAACCAGAGACCACCGAGGGUGAAGACUUGAAUUCUUUCCUCGAGAAUUUAAGGCGGAAAUCUUCCCAAGACCAAGCGCCGAGACCAGUGUUCGCUGAGGAAGGCCAUGAACGAGAUCACGAAAAUGUCGUUGAACAGCUCCCUGUUCCUUCCCUUCCUGCGUGCCAUCGCUUCAAUGGUGCCGAUAAGGUUGUAUCUGAUGAUGAGUCAUCUCUCAACUCUCGUUUGAUUGACGCGAUGUAUAACGCCGAGUUCAACAAGAAGAAGUUGGCAGAAAUUUCUUGUGAGGGCUCUGACGACACGGCGUCGGAGUCGACACAGGCCUCCCUAUCGAACGAUCGGACGAAAAAAGUUUAUUUCGAUGAACAAGUUAAAUUUCGUUUCCCGAACUUUCCAUCCAAGCGAACUGGUGACACUCUUGUCGAUGUCGAACUGCACAAUGACCUCAAGUGCUUCGAUGGUCGAAGCCUCUAUGCCCUGGCAGGAGGGUGUAGUAGGCUGUGGGAUAAUCCAUCUCGACUCACGCUGGAUAAGAUGGUCAGUUGGAUGGCCACCUCUACCUCGGAGGUCUUCCCUCAUCGUCAACGAAGCCUGUCGUACCUAUCUUUUGAGGAUAUGCUACGUCAGGGGUAUAUCCUCUAG
Messenger RNA from Perkinsus marinus ATCC 50983, 1305 nucleotides. RefSeq lists its product as hypothetical. The transcript is spliced from 7 exons. Bases 1 to 1305 code for a protein of 434 amino acids. Lineage: Eukaryota; Perkinsozoa; Perkinsida; Perkinsidae. The record is from RefSeq and is a predicted model, not a curated record.